Rhizophagus irregularis DAOM 181602=DAOM 197198 is the source of this 362-nucleotide messenger RNA. Lineage: Eukaryota; Fungi; Glomeromycota; Glomeromycetes; Glomerales; Glomeraceae. The record is from RefSeq and is a predicted model, not a curated record.
AUGCCAACUUCCACUAAUAUCAAAGAUUCAAGUACUAAAAUUAAUUGGUUAAAAAAAUUAUUAAAAAUGUUAACUUGCACUAAUAUCAAAGAUUCAAGUGAUAACAUUAAUUGGUUAGAAAAAUCAGCUAAGAAGGGUGAUGAAGGGUCAAUGCAUAGUCUUGCUUUACAUUACUACAAAGGUAAAGGGACAGAGAAGGACUUGGGAAUGGCCUUUUACUGGUUUCAGAAAGCGGCAGGAAAGGGUUAUAAAGAGUCAAUGCACAAUCUUGCCUUACAAUACUACAAAGGUGAAGGGACAGAGAAGGACUUGGAAAUGGCCUUUCACUGGUAUCAGAAAGCGGCAGAGAAGGGCUAUGAAGG